AUGGGCAGAGAAGUUGGAUCAGCUGACAGAUACUGCUACGAAAGACCCGGAGGGGUUUUUGGGACAUCCUGUAAAUGCAUUCAAGUUGAUGAAACGGCUUAACACAGAGUGGGGUGAGCUGGAGAGCCUCGUUCUGAAGGACAUGUCAGAUGGCUUUAUCUCCAACAUGACUAUCCAGCGUCAGUUUUUCCCAAAUGAUGAAGAUCAGACUGGUGCAGCAAAAGCACUCUUGCGGCUUCAAGACACGUAUAAUUUGGAUACAGACACCCUCUCAAGAGGAAAUCUUCCAGGUGUGAAGCACAAAUCCUUUUUAACAGCUGAAGAUUGCUUUGAGCUGGGGAAGAUUGCCUACACAGAAGCUGACUACUACCACACCGAGCUCUGGAUGGAACAAGCUCUGAAACAGCUGGAUGAGGGAGAAGUGUCUUCUGCAGAUAAAGUCUACAUUCUGGACUACCUGAGUUAUGCCGUGUAUCAGCAGGGGGAUCUGCCCAAAGCCAUGAUGCUUACCAAACGUCUUCUGGAACUGGAUCCUGAACAUCAAAGAGCAAAUGGGAACAUGAAAUAUUUUGAAUAUAUCAUGGCUAAAGAAAAAGAAGCAAAUAAAUCCAGUACAGAUUCAGAAGACCAGAUGGAGAAGGAAACUGAGGUUAAGAAAAAGGAUUACCUGCCUGAGAGAAGGAAGUACGAAAUGCUGUGCCGUGGGGAGGGUCUCAAAAUGACUCCUCGGAGACAAAAACGACUCUUCUGCCGCUACUACGAUGGAAACAGGAAUCCUAGAUACAUCCUGGGCCCUGUCAAACAGGAAGAUGAGUGGGACAAACCUAGAAUUGUUCGCUUCCUUGACAUCAUCUCUGAUGAAGAGAUCGAAACUGUGAAAGAGCUAGCAAAGCCGAGGCUGAGGCGAGCCACCAUUUCAAACCCCAUAACAGGAGCCUUGGAGACGGCACAUUACAGAAUUAGCAAAAG
This is a messenger RNA of Antrostomus carolinensis (chuck-will's-widow), 969 nucleotides long. Its product is annotated as prolyl 4-hydroxylase subunit alpha-1. Gene Ontology annotation, cellular component: endoplasmic reticulum. The annotation marks the transcript as partial. Gene Ontology annotation, molecular function: protein binding; procollagen-proline 4-dioxygenase activity. The transcript is spliced from 6 exons. Gene Ontology annotation, biological process: peptidyl-proline hydroxylation to 4-hydroxy-L-proline. Lineage: Eukaryota; Metazoa; Chordata; Aves; Caprimulgiformes; Caprimulgidae. The record is from RefSeq and is a predicted model, not a curated record.